AAAUUCACUCAUAAAACAAAUUUCUCACCUUUUUUUCUAAAUUAUUUGACUGUUUAAGCGUCAGUAAACUUGCAUAAUUUUAGCCAAUUAUAUACUUUGUGCGUCGGAAGUCUCGCCGUCGUGAAACAGUGUAGAAGUUGAUGCAUGUAUGACAGACUUUCGUACUGUAUUUGUUGUCCACAUUUAAUAAGAUAAAUAAAACAAUCGCGUUGUACCCUGGACUGCUGCUUCCCUGUUGAGGCCAGUCUCCAAUAUGGCCGAAACAGAACAGGAAAAGAACCCCGCAAAACCUGACAGCGGCGAUGAGUCUGAAGAUGAAAGUGAAGUUUUAGAAGAAUCGCCGUGUGGAAGAUGGCAGAAAAGACGAGAAGAGGUGGAGCAAAGAGAUGUACCUGGCAUUGACAAUGCUUUCCUGGCCAUGGACACUGAGGAGGGCAUGGAGGUGGUGUGGAAUGAGGUGCAGUUCUCAGAGAAACGAGACUUCAGACAGCAGCAGGAUAAAAUCCGGCAGGUGUUUGAUAAUUUAAUUCAGCUAGAGCAUCCAAACAUUGUGAAAUUCCAUAAGUAUUGGACUGAUACCAAAGGAGAAAAACCGAGAGUUAUUUUCAUCACUGAAUAUAUGUCCUCUGGAUCUCUCAAACUAUUCCUGAAGAAAACCAAGAAGAACAACAAAACAUUCCAGCUCAAGGUAUCAGUGAGCAGAGCCAAGGGGUGGAAAAAAUGGUGCACACAGAUUUUAUCUGCUUUGAGUUACUUACAUUCCUGUGAUCCGCCCAUCAUUCACGGCAACCUCACCUGUGAUACGGUAUUCAUCCAACAGAAUGGUCUGAUCAAGAUAGGUUCCGUGGCCCCUGAUGCUAUACAUCACCACGUGAAGACGUAUAGAGAAGAUCUGAAAAACAUGCACUGUAUAGCUCCAGAGUAUGGCGGUGUGGAUCCUGUUACCACAGCUGUGGAUAUCUACUCUUUUGGGAUGUGUGCUCUGGAAAUGGCUGCCUUGGAGCUCCAUGGUAAUGGUGAAGCUGGGAAGGUGACCCCUGAAGCCAUACAGAAAACCCUGGACUCGGUGGACAAUCCUGUGCAAAGGAAUUUCAUCCUUCAGUGUCUGGAAAAAGACCCACGGCGGCGCCCCAAAGCGCGGGAGUUGUUAUUCCAUCAAGUGCUAUUUGAAGUUCACUCGUUGAAACUGGUGGCGGCUCAUAGCUUUGUCAAAAAUUUGUAUAUAUUACCCGAGAACAUGACGGAUAAUGCGUACUUAUCCCAGACAGAUGCAAACAAAGUUGUCGCAGAGAUUGUGCAUAACGACGGCCGAGAACCAGUGCAAUGGAAAUUUUCCCAAGUCCCAGCGCUAGAGCUAGAGAAAUUCCUGGAGGAUGUAAGGAAUGGUAUCUAUCCACUCACGGCGUUUGCCAUGUCGCAGCCCCCAUUGGCCAGACCAAGGGCAGUAACUCCGGAGGUAGCAGAGUCUGUGAAGUCUGAGACACCAGAGCCAAUGGAUGUGGAAACUAGGAUGGUGAUGCAGGUUUCCUGUGAGGUGCGUCGGGCAGAGGAAGGGGCGGCGCUUCAGCUGGAGCUACUACUCAAGAUGGAUGACCGGAUGAAUCGUCAGUUACAGUGUGAUAUGUCAGAGGAAGACACCUCGUUUGGCUUGGCUGAUGAACUCGUCCACUACGGCUUCAUCAACGAGCAUGACCGUGAUAAAGUGGCCAACAAGAUUGAGGAAGGACUGAAGUCGAGAGCGGUGAAUGGCACCUCAUCUCCAGUGGUGGAGGCAGCAGCUUGAGUCUGGUUCCAGGGGCACUUGCCCUGGUUGCAAGGGGGCUACUGGUUACUGCUGGAAUUGGUCUGGUUACCAGCCACUCAUCGUGACAUUUCGUGCGCUCUCAGCUCAGAAUGCCAGAGCUGUCAUCUUCACAGUGCAAUGCCGCUGUUCUUCCAAUUACCGAAAACAAGAAAAAAUAGAGUGCCUUUUUUGCUACCAGCGAUCAAAGUGUAAAGUGCUUUUAUAGACGACACUUUGUAUGUCUGUACUUAAAUACAGCUGCCAUGUGUUUCACGCUGUGUAGCACAGUUAAAUACUACUUACACAGAAAUCUGCUUAAUAUGUCACUUGUGAUAUUAAUGAAGGUGGCUUACUUGGCUAAUACCCUGAAGAUUGUGUGGCCAGUCUCAUGAGUCUCCAAUAGACCACUUUUAAUGUAAGCAUCGCUUUACCUGCUUCAGCGGGAUGACAAAGCCUGUGAUGAACUUGGAGGCUGACAAUUGUUUAAGGGCAAGGUUUACUGGAGUUGGCUAGAGCACACCAAACAAUUUCUUGGCUGUUCUGACUGCUAAGGCUUGUGCUUUAAUCCCACAAUGCAUGGCAUGUAUAGAGAAUGAUGUCAUUAUGUAAUUGGUCUGUUUUGACAGACAGGUGUCCCAUCUGAUUGUCAGGUGAAGCGGUAAUGGCAAGUGCAAGCCUCAGUCUUACAUUGAUGUCUAGUCAUAACGUAUACAAUAUUAUUAUACAAUUACGAAAUAAUAUAGUCAAUGCAAAUGUAAAUAUGUUUAUAUAUCAAACUGAAUAUACCAACAAGGAGGCAAUAUUCCAAUAUUCAGCUGGCUCCUUCAAGCAUGUCACUUUGGAGGUAGAAGAUUUCAUUAAUCACUAACAAGUACAAAUGUGUAUUAUGUGCAUAUAAUAUAUGCAAUAGUUUUGUAAACAUCAGAAUUUGUCCCUAGUGGAGAGAUUUGAAAAAUUCCACUCGCAUUCUUUAAUAUUCUGGUUCUGAUGUCUGUUAUAUUAACAGUCUGCCAGUUCAAAGUCUUAGUGAGUUUAUUGUACUAGUGCAUAGAUUUUAAGGGAGAGCUCCAGACAGCAAGAUUGAAAAGUGUUGUUUUUAAAAAAAUAUAUUUUCUGUUGAAAAGCGACACCAAUUUUAUGGUGUGUUUUACGGGCAAGCCUCACUGGAAAAAAAAAAUGGAAUGAAAAUGAAAUUAAACACUUCUUUUGUUUGGUCCUAUCUACAGGUUUUGGUGAUUUCCUGGUUUUUCAAGGCUGUCCAAUCACAUAAAUAUGUCUGUAACAUUAACAGCUGUUGGGGCAGUGCACAUUUCACACAUUUUCCAUUUUCGGUUUUAUGUUUAAUUUGCUGCCAUUUACAUUGGGAUAAGAUUCAUU
Messenger RNA from Liolophura sinensis, 3160 nucleotides. Its product is annotated as nuclear receptor-binding protein-like. NCBI's taxonomy places the organism in Eukaryota, Metazoa, Mollusca, Polyplacophora, Chitonida, Chitonidae. The transcript is spliced from 15 exons. Gene Ontology annotation, molecular function: ATP binding; protein kinase activity. The record is from RefSeq and is a predicted model, not a curated record. Gene Ontology annotation, biological process: protein phosphorylation. Bases 254 to 1783 code for a protein of 509 amino acids.